Exophiala aquamarina CBS 119918 is the source of this 1671-nucleotide messenger RNA. RefSeq lists its product as uncharacterized. Gene Ontology annotation, molecular function: RNA lariat debranching enzyme activator activity. The coding region runs from base 1 to 1671 and encodes 556 amino acids. The transcript is spliced from 2 exons. The record is from RefSeq and is a predicted model, not a curated record. Gene Ontology annotation, biological process: mRNA splicing, via spliceosome. Gene Ontology annotation, cellular component: post-mRNA release spliceosomal complex. Lineage: Eukaryota; Fungi; Ascomycota; Eurotiomycetes; Chaetothyriales; Herpotrichiellaceae.
AUGGGGGCGGCAAAGAUUCUUGUGGUAGGGAGUGUUCAGGGCAACUUUAAAAAGGCAUUCGAGAAGAUUUCAAAACUGCAGGCAAAGCAAAAGUUUGACUUGGCCAUCAUUGUUGGUGAUGUCUUUGGUUCAACCACUGAUGAAGCCACUUCAGAUGACUUACAGGCGCUGGUCAAUGGUCGAAUUCACAUCCCACUCCCAACUUACUUUACAGUUGGCGAUUCAUCUUUUCCGGAUGUGGUCAGAGCCAAGCUCGAAGCCGACGCAGAUAUAUGUCCCAAUCUGCUCUAUCUAGGUCGCAAAGGAACAACUACCACAACCGAAGGUGUCAAAAUUGUUGUACUUGGAGGUCGUGAAAUUCAGAAUGAAAAUUCAGUGAGUGGAAAGCUUGGAAGUUGUGACCCGCAAUACCUUGAUAACGAUGCACGCGGUCUUCACGGUGCACAUUCCGCUCAUAUUCUCAUCACCAAUCAGUGGCCAGCGAAUAUCACAAAUGGAUCGAAGGUCGAUAUCCCACCGGCGCUGAACGAUCUCGUUGGUACGCAAUCAAUUUCCAACCUCUGCGAAGCCUUGAAGCCCUGGUAUCAUUUCUCAAGCAGCCCACAGAUUGUUUGGGAAAGAGAGCCGUUCAAACAAACUGCCGACUACGACUCUCUGGAACAGCCAGCUGUGACUAGAUUCAAGAGUCUUCCUAGCAUUACAGCGCCUACUAAGGAGUGGAUGUCGGCAUUCUCAUUGGAUACUUCCAGGCCCCCUACUACUAUUCAACCCCCAACCAUCUCACCAUUCAGUCGUGCGUCACCUCCACGCAAGCGACCAGCUGAGGACAAUCUCUCAUAUGAGCGCUACCCAGGAGCUGGCCGUCGGCAAAAGCGGCCUCGAAAUGACCGCAUCGACCCCAAUGACUGUUUCAUGUGUCUCAACAAACCGGAGUUCAAGGCUCACCUCGUUGUCUCGAUUGGGGAAGAGAGUAUAGUAACAGCUUCGCGGGGCCCACUGAGUACUAUGUCGACCUUUCCGCAGCUUUCAUCCUCUGGGCAUGUAAUGAUUAUCCCACACUAUCAUGCGGCAGAUGAGGCGGCGCAAGGCAAACGAUCGGCGGAAGAAGUCACUGCGGAAUUCAACGAAAUGAGCGAGUUCAUGCGCGCGUUGAAUAGAAUGGUAGGAAGCAAGAGUUUGGGACAGCUAGGAACGGUCUGCUGGGAGGUCAACCGCACUGGCAUUCGACAUCACCACUGGUCCUUGAUCCCAUGUCCGGCGGAACAGGUCAAGAAAGGGCUCAUCGAUGCAGCGUUCAAAGUAUCUCGAGAACAGCAGAAAUAUCCUGCUUUUGAAAAUUGUGAUCCGGACAGCCAGCUUCCAGUAAAGUCGGAUUAUUUUCGAGUGUGGACUUGGGUUUCCGAUCCCGUCGAGAUGGCAGAUCAAACAAAUGGCAGUGGCACAGAAAAUGCGGUUGGAGUGGCCAAGUCAAUGUAUUUUCCUCUUCCCGCGGAACAAAGGUUCAAUAUCUGGUUUGGUAGAGAGGUGAUGGCAGGCUUGUUGCAACUUGAGGACAGGCUGAAUUGGAGAGAUGCACUGCUAAGAAAGGAUGGAAGUGAGCAAGUGGCUGAGGAAGAAGAUGCGCAAGGAUUGCGGGAGGACUUUGAAGAAUUUGAUUUCGCCAUGAAAUAA